UGUUCGAAACUUCUUUCGACUUGACAAACGUUUCUUAUCCACCCGCUCACGUUCCCCAGUGCACGCACUCUCGGCCACUCGCUCAUGGCUCUGACUACAGUUCACGGCGGUGGCGGUGGCGGAGGUGGCAGGAUCUUCCGCAUCACCCCCACCGGAACCACCACCUCCACCGUACCAAUUCGCCACCUCCUCUUCCCCCUUUCACCCAGAAGAGCGCUCCACAUAGCCUCAGCCAAGAAGCUUUCCUCGAGAACCGGCAAAUUCGACAGCAAGAACCGGAGGACCCCCACCACCACCACCACCAAGGACCAGGAGGACGUUGAAGAUUACGGCCAAGGCCAAGGGACUGCCCAAAUCGAGAGGGUGGGGCCCGAGAGCAGCGCCAUGGAGAGCUCCGGCGUCGCUGGCGACGACGGGUAUUUCCUGCCGGAGCUUCCUGGGGACAAGCCUGAUUUCUGGGAGGGCAGUCAGUGGGACGCUCUUGGGUUCUUCGUGCAGUAUCUGUGGGCUUUCGGCAUCGGUUUCGCGUUGAUUGCUUGUGGCGUCGCUGUGGUGACAUACAAUGAAGGAGCUACAGACUUUAAGGACACACCGGUCUACAAGGAGUCGGUCCAAUCUCGGGAUCUCUUGGAAGAACCCGACUCUAACUCGGAUGUAUUCGAGUCCAAUCCGACCGAGGUGGCCCCCAGCUUGGAAUGAAUAGGCACACAUUGUUAAAUGGAUCUUGCACGGAUCGUCGUAUAAGCCUUGGACAGAGAAGAAACAAACCAGAAAGAAGGAACCUCUUUCUCCAUUUAAUUAGAGGAAGUUACUGUAAGUUCCUUCUCAGUGUAAUUUAUAUACUUCCUUUAUGAUGUGGUUUUAAUGUUUUUCAAGCUCGAGCUGAAAACCGAGGACCGCACAUACGGAUUGCUGUUGUCCAUGAGUGGUUACUUUUCAUCGCCGUUGAUGUACAAUUGUUUGAAUUUCACGGUUGUAGCUUUUGUUCCA
Messenger RNA from Rhodamnia argentea, 990 nucleotides. RefSeq lists its product as uncharacterized. The coding region runs from base 85 to 699 and encodes 204 amino acids. Lineage: Eukaryota; Viridiplantae; Streptophyta; Magnoliopsida; Myrtales; Myrtaceae. The record is from RefSeq and is a predicted model, not a curated record. The transcript has 2 exons.